Exophiala oligosperma is the source of this 3301-nucleotide messenger RNA. RefSeq lists its product as uncharacterized. The coding region runs from base 9 to 3002 and encodes 997 amino acids. NCBI's taxonomy places the organism in Eukaryota, Fungi, Ascomycota, Eurotiomycetes, Chaetothyriales, Herpotrichiellaceae. The record is from RefSeq and is a predicted model, not a curated record. The transcript has 4 exons.
GCAUCAACAUGGCAUUGUCAUCUUCCCACAUCAUCUUGCUGUGUGCCAUCGGUUUUGUCUUGCUGGCAAGACCUGCUCACGCGUUUGGUGCAGGCAACAUUGGUUCAACGUCCAAGAUCGAAGGACAGAACUGGCGUCAUGGUGAUCUCGAAGACACUCUGCUGACCAUCGUUGCUGCGCGUGCCAUGGGAGGUAAGAAGUUCGGGAAACUCGAUGUCAAGAGAGUCUACUUCGGCAACUGGCUCCGAGACUACAGUCAAGCGGUUGAUGUUGGCACUGUCAAAUAUGUCAGUGCGGAAGCGAUUCGUAUCUUGCUCUGGAUUUUGGGCUUCAUGUCAUUUGGCUAUGGUUCAGGCGAAUUCGAAGUGACUACACAGAGACUCGGAUGUUACAGACCUGAGGAACACAUUGACAACCCCAAAGAUUACGCAGACAACGAAGAUGCGAGACAAUAUGACCGCCGCCUGCGAGGUCCGGUUGACGAGCGUCGUGAAUUGGCUAUCAAUCCCCAGACAGGUCUGAAGAACUACAUUGCUUCGGAAGGAAUGGGCAUCGACACUUCUGCAGGCCUGGUCAGACAUCUCUUUGGUCGAUCUAUUGAGCUCGGCCGCCAGUAUGCUCGAACCAAGAACAAGAAGGAUCUCUACGAAGCGCUUCGCCUUUUGGGUACCGGUAGUCACUGUCUCGAAGAUUAUGCUGCUCACUCGAACUAUGUCGAGCUUGCCUUGAUUGAACUCGGAGAACGUGAUGUCUUUCCUCACGUCGGACGCCGAACGCAGAUACAACUCCGGGAGGCAAGACAUCCGGUCUUCCCAGUCGUCACGGGAACAUUUGGAGGGGUCGACUUUCUGCAUUCGGUUUGUGGUGAAUUCGAUGACAAGACAACUCAAAGCGAAAUUCAAGAGCUGGAAGGGACCAUGCAACAAUAUCAGGGCAUGAGCAACGAUAGUAGUAUCCUUCAAGACCUCCUGAACAAAGUCCCCUCGGGCAUUUUUGGAGGCAAAGACGAAGCUGGCAAAGCGAACGAGCUCAAGCAGAACUCGGUCAACCAUCAGAUGCAGAACACUCGCAUCUCUCCAAGGCAACCGGAAGAGUGGACACGAUAUCUUGCUGAUGUUCAAAAGCAAAUCUAUCCAAUCAUCGAAUGGCACGACGAGAUCAUGCAAUCUAUCACCGAAACGAUUGAAAAGAUCCCCAUCCUGCCAGACUUGAUCGAAAAUAUUCAGGACGAGAUCAACAAAUUUGUCUUCAGUCUCCUUGCACCAUAUGUUGUCCCAAUCAUUAACCAGGUCAAGAACGAGCUCAACACUGGCUCAAACGAGAUCAUUCAAUCUAGCGUGGACAAACAGCAUAUCGUCUUCAAUGACGAUCACUCCAGUGAUCCCACCCACUCAAUGCUGUCCAAGGAUCACUUCUCCAACAUUCUCAAUGAGCCUGCUGGAAAGGUCGCCAGACAGACCAUCCAAUGGGUUGUUCCCCAGAUCAUCGCAGCCUGGGACGAUGACCGUGUGGACGUUGAGCGAAUUCUGGACCGCAUCAUCAAUGGUAUCCUCCACCACCCUGCUCUUCGAGAUUACGGUCAAGAUGGAGCAGGUGAUGGUCGCCGCUUGAUGUUUCGAGUUGUCCAAGAAUGGUGGCAGAGCAAGGACGAGCGCGAGAAGGACGGCUUUCGAGAUAAGCUCAGCCGACAAGGUGUCCAGUCUGGCAGAAACCACAAAGAAGGUGUGCAAGACCAUGGCCACGGUAGCAAUCGUCCUCUGGGCAUGGCCAAUCUGAACUCCCACCAGCAAUCGUCCGGGCUUGCAGGUGGUGCGCUAGGUGCAUUGGGUUCUGCAAUGGGAGGAAACGACUCAUACAACAGUCGUCCUUCGAAUAACGAUGCAGAUAGCUUCGGAAAGAUGGCUGGCGAAGCAGUGGGCGGUGGAGUGCUUGGCUCGCUGGUUGGUGGACUUGCCAGCAAUAUCGGAGGCGACAUCCUUGGUGGAGGUCUCAACAAGGAUGAACAGACAUACCAGAGCGAAUCGUAUGGACGAGACGGUUCUUACACUCAAACCACGACCCAAGCUGGCCAUUCGCAGUCUGGAGACCGAUAUGGACAGGCUCAAUACUCGCACACUACGGAGCCUCACGGCCAGCGCGAGGAGUACAGUCGUUUUGAGCAACGUCAAACCGGAGGAGGUCACUAUCAAACGGAGGUUCGCCACGAGGAACAUACAAGUAGCGGGGGUCAUCGCGAGGAAACUAGGCGAUACGACAAUUAUAGCGAACGUCCAUCACAUGGUGGCCAUCAUGAGCGGAAACACAGCCACGGCAAACAUCAUCAUGACGAUGAUAAUGAUCACGAAGAGCGAUUCUCAAGUAGCGGGUAUGGCGGCAGUACCGGGAGAGACACGUACGGCCAGCAGGAGCGACGUCAAGAAUACGGACGACGUGAUGAUGACAAUGAGCAUGGCGGCAGUCGACGACACGGCGACAACGAAUACAACAGUCGACGAACUGAAAAUGAGUAUGGUUCGAACACCGGUUAUGGCCGCCAAGAACGCCAGUCCGAGUACUCCUCCAGCGGUUAUGGUCGACAGGAAGAGACUAGCUACGGUGAUCGACGUGAAGAAUACGGUAUGCCAGGUGGCUUUGGCGGCGGUCGCGCUGAAGAGCCAUCCUAUGGCUCUGGAGAGUAUGGAGGCCGACGUCAAGAGCAGUCGUACGGCGGCUCGAGUGGCUAUGGCCGUCAGACCGGCGAGUAUGGCGAGUCGGGAGGCUAUGGCGGCGGUGGUAGCAGACGCGAAGACAACUACGGUUCAAGCGACAUGCCAGGCGGUUUCGGUCGACAGGCAGAAUCAGGAUAUGGUGGUGGUAGUCGACUGUACGAGUCUGAGAAUCGCGGGUACGGCGGUGGCGGUGGUGAUGAAUACGAAGGCGAAGGCUAUCGUCAACGACGAAAUAGGGAAAAUGAGGGUCAGGGUGGAGAUGGAUAUGGUGGUGGCUACGGCUCGAGAUACUGAGCUGAGCUGGGGCAAUCUGUAUCCAUAACAUCUGACCCCCAAAGUGAAUGAGUCCCAAUCACGAAUACCGAGAGUACGAUGGGUGCGUGAUACACGAGGAGAGAUGCGUGGACAAUGUGAAAACGAGAAAACGAGAAGAGGAAGCUGUGAUGGUCCUGCAAAGAACGACGACGCCUCUCAAACAGAGUAGUGAGGGAGGUGUGCAAAGGCGAGCUGGGGUUGUAUUGCUAUCACAAUUGCCCGUGCGGUCGUUAACCCAAGAAGGAUAAUUGGGUUUCCUCGAGGAGUCGAGGUAAAUA